Molecule: messenger RNA, 1681 nt
Organism: Cherax quadricarinatus
Lineage: Eukaryota; Metazoa; Arthropoda; Malacostraca; Decapoda; Parastacidae
Source: RefSeq, a predicted model, not a curated record
UAACCUCAAGAAUUCAUUUAUUCAGAUUUAUACUAGAGAAAGUAGCUGCAUAUGUUAGAAAUGUAAUACGAAAAUGUUUAUUAUUUGAGUUUUGUAAGGUAGAUAAUUCAAAGUCGACAUUCCAGAGUGACAGGUCAUAAUGGGCACCGCUGAGAAGAUGGAAGUUGAGAACAAAAAAGGCGAGGGCUACAAGCCAUAUUAUACACACAAGACAGAAAACCUGCAGGUAAUUAUAUCAGAAAAAAUGCAGGAUCUUAGACGACUCCAGGCUCAACGCAAUGAACUUAAUGCUAAAGUUCGCCUACUUCGGGAGGAGCUGCAGCUGCUGCAGGAACAGGGAUCUUACGUUGGAGAGGUAGUGAAACCAAUGGACAAGAAGAAGGUAUUAGUCAAGGUUCACCCAGAGGGCAAAUUUGUUGUUGAUCUGGAUAAAAACAUCGAUAUCAACCAGGUCACAGCCAAUGCUAGGGUAGCCCUGCGCAACGACUCUUAUACACUGCAUAAAAUUUUACCCAAUAAGGUUGAUCCAUUGGUGAGUCUGAUGAUGGUGGAGAAGGUACCUGAUUCAACCUAUGAGAUGGUUGGUGGCCUUGAUAAACAAAUCAAGGAAAUUAAGGAGGUUAUUGAGCUGCCUGUCAAACACCCAGAACUUUUUGAUGCCCUGGGAAUUGCUCAACCUAAGGGAGUGUUGCUAUAUGGUCCUCCAGGAACAGGUAAAACUUUGCUAGCUCGUGCAGUAGCCCAUCACACAGACUGUACAUUCAUCCGUGUCUCAGGCUCAGAGCUGGUUCAAAAGUUUAUUGGUGAAGGCUCAAGAAUGGUUAGAGAAUUGUUUGUGAUGGCCCGUGAGCAUGCCCCAUCCAUUAUAUUUAUGGAUGAAAUAGACUCUAUUGGAUCUUCUCGUAUUGAGUCGGGUAGUGGUGGAGAUUCUGAAGUACAACGAACAAUGUUGGAGCUUUUGAAUCAGCUAGAUGGCUUUGAGGCUACUAAAAACAUUAAGGUGAUUAUGGCAACAAAUCGCAUUGAUAUAUUGGAUCCAGCACUCUUACGCCCUGGACGUAUUGAUCGAAAGAUUGAAUUUCCUGCUCCUAAUGAAGAAGCUAGGCUAGACAUUCUCAAGAUACACUCUCGUAAGAUGAAUUUGACGAGAGGAAUAAACUUGCGCAAGAUUGCUGAGAUGAUGCCAGGAGCAUCAGGUGCUGAGGUGAAGGGGGUGUGCACAGAAGCGGGAAUGUAUGCUCUCCGAGAACGUCGUGUUCACGUCACCCAGGAAGAUUUUGAGAUGGCUGUUGCCAAGGUGAUGCAGAAGGACAGUGAAAAGAAUAUGUCUAUCAAGAAACUGUGGAAGUAAAGGAAAAUCUCCACACUUGAAUAUGUUUAAUAGGUCAUUUGAAGCUAAUUUUACAGAACUAUACUGCACUAGUGAGUCAGUGAUACUUGGGAUGGUGCAUCACAGCUGUUUAUUAUAAGCAGUUGUAUUUUAUGUACCAGUAUCUCUAGAAUGGUUCAGAAAGCGUAUCAGACCUAUUUAUUGUAUAUUUCAUUAUAGCUGCGUAAGGUUAGUUUUGUGCUUUGUCUCAGAAUUGUUUUACAGGUUCUGUAUAUCAAACCUCAAAUUUUACAAUUAUUUUGUUACAUAAUUGGUUAAUGAUAACUUUAGGAAAUAAAUUUUUGAUAAAAC